This is a messenger RNA of Drosophila pseudoobscura, 861 nucleotides long. RefSeq lists its product as uncharacterized. Gene Ontology annotation, biological process: RNA catabolic process. The transcript is spliced from 2 exons. Gene Ontology annotation, cellular component: ribonuclease H2 complex. Lineage: Eukaryota; Metazoa; Arthropoda; Insecta; Diptera; Drosophilidae. The record is from RefSeq and is a predicted model, not a curated record. The coding region runs from base 268 to 738 and encodes 156 amino acids.
GUUAUCCGGAGUUUGGACUACUUUAAAUUGAUAAAAUCUAUGCCUACAAACCCCAUCUAAUAACAAACUUUAUGAAAUACACAACAUUUUGUUGUAUAGUUGAGCUAUAUUUUAGCAUAUUUUCUGCAAAAACUGAUAUUUUUUCUUGCGAAAAGAUUGGUAGCCCUGAUCACGUUCAAAAUUUCCGUGCCGACUUACAACACUUGGAGUAAAUGGUUUUUGGCGGCGAUUGUGUUUUUAUAUUUUUUAUUUAAUCUCGUUUCCAUAAUGUCGAUUACCUUGGAUUUUAAUGGAAAAAACUUGGCUAAAGGCAAGUCCCUGCAUCUGCACUAUUUGCCAGCUAAGAUAAGUGGAGAUGGGGAAGCAAAUGUGGAGACCUACUUCAACAAUUAUACACGUGAAGCACCCGAUUACGGAUCAGGAAUGCUGAACAAUGCCUUGCGCGGCUAUCCUCUGGUGGGCGAGCGGAUGAAAGUACCGGAAGGUUACAAGGGCCUAGUCCUGCAGGAGACGGAGAAGCCUUUGAGCGAGUCAGCUGACCGUCAAUUGCGCCUCACCGGUGUUUUUGACGAGUUCACCUACUGGAACUACGAUAAAGUCCCCUCAAACGGCGAUCCCUUCAGACAAGCCAUGCUUAUGGCAGACGUGGCCAAGGCGCUGUCCGAACCCAUAAGCGAGCAAGAUUUGGAGGCAGAAAUUAGACGAAACCUGGAAAGCAAAAAGGAAAACGAUUCCUAGCUCUUUAGCGCGCUUACAGCGUUUAUUAUAUAAUAUUCCAAAAGCUAAUCAAAUAUAAUCUUAACAUUUCAUACUUUUUAGUCUUAAAUUUAUAUAAGAUUUCAAAUAUAAAUACGUUUAGUA